Vombatus ursinus (common wombat) is the source of this 1414-nucleotide messenger RNA. RefSeq names its product acyl-CoA wax alcohol acyltransferase 1 (gene AWAT1). Gene Ontology annotation, cellular component: endoplasmic reticulum membrane. The record is from RefSeq and is a predicted model, not a curated record. Gene Ontology annotation, molecular function: long-chain-alcohol O-fatty-acyltransferase activity. Gene Ontology annotation, biological process: lipid metabolic process. NCBI's taxonomy places the organism in Eukaryota, Metazoa, Chordata, Mammalia, Diprotodontia, Vombatidae. Bases 91 to 1089 code for a protein of 332 amino acids. The transcript is spliced from 7 exons.
CCAGCCCAGAGAGUCCAGAGGCGUCUCUGGGCACUGCUGUUAGGGUCCUCCAGCUCUGGGCCAAGCACCUCCCUCAGGCUUCUGGGUACCAUGCCCUCCCACUGGCAAUGCGAUCCUAACUUCAUCAUCCAGGCCCUUGCUAUUUGCCAGUGGCACCUGAGUUACUUGGCAAUAUUUUGGAUCUUGCUGCCCACCUUUUUCUACCUGGUCUUCACUCCUUUCUGGCCUCUGCCUGUACUCUACACUGCCUGGUUUGUCCUGGACUGGAAGACGCCUGAGCAAGGUGGCAGGCGCUCGACCUGGGUACGAAACUGGCAUGUCUGGACCAAGAUCCAAGACUACUUCCCCAUUACGCUCCUGAAGACCAAAGACCUGAGCCCGGAGCACAACUACAUCAUGGGCGUUCAUCCCCAUGGCAUCCUGACCUUCGGAGCCUUCUGCAAUUUCUGCACUGAAGCCACAGGCUUCUCCACCGUCUUCCCCGGCAUCACGCCCCAUUUGGCCACGCUCUCCUGGUUCUUCAAGAUCCCCAUUAUCAGGGACUACCUCAUGGCUAAAGGUGUGUGCCCAGUGAGCCAGCCAUGCCUCGACUACCUGCUGUCCCAGAGAGGCUCUGGAAACCUUGUUGGCAUCGUCAUCGGGGGUGUCGGGGAGGCUCUGCAGAGUGUGCCGAACAGCACCUCCCUCAUCAUCAGGAAGCGCAAGGGCUUUGUACGCACAGCCCUCCAGCAUGGGGCUCACUUGGUCCCCACCUUCACCUUCGGGGAGACCGAGGUCUACCACCAGGUGCUAUUCCCUGAGGACAGCCGCAUGUACCGAUUCCAGUGCUGGUUUCACAGUUUCUGGGGUUUUUACUUUUGUGUCUUCUAUGGGCGUGGCUUCUUCCAGGACUUCUGGGGACUCCUGCCACUCCCCAAGCCCAUCAUCACCGUUGUUGGGGAGCCUGUAAUGGUCCCCAAGAUGGAGAAUCCAAACCAAGAGACAGUGGACAAGUACCAUACCUUGUACAUGGAAGCCCUGCGGAAGUUGUUUGAUGAGUACAAGACCCAGUAUGGGGCCUCAAAGACCCAGGAGUUGUUGUUCCUUUGAUGGCUGGGACCGGGGGGCUCCCCUCCCUGCCCCCAAAGUAGAAAACCCUAACCCUAAAUGCGCUUAUGAGGGGAGCAGUCCCCCAAUCCUGUGUGCUAAGCCAAGAGACAAAGGGGGCAAGAAGGCUGAGGAUUGUCCCUGGGACAGUGAGGCCCCCCUUUAGCCCAAGGGAGACACAAGAACUGUGUCCUUCAGAGCUCCUUGCCCAGGGCUAUGCUUAGCCCCAGCCCUUCUCACCAAGUCCUUAGGUCUGCCCUACCUCUGCCAGCCCUACCCCUGCAGCCCUACCCCUGCCAGCCCUACCCCUGCAGCCCUACUCCUGCCA